AUGGCGGCUGCUGCGCCAACAGCCCCAGGCGAGUACCAGCUGCAGCGGCGGCUGGGGGUCGCGCUGGACCACCAGCCCCAAGAGGGGAGAAAGUUUGAAGCCGACUCAGGUGAGCUCGGCCGGCUUCGUGCUGAACUGGCCGGCGCACUGGCAGAAAUGGAAACCAUGAAGGCUGUGGCGGAGGUAAGCGAGAGUACCAAGGCCGAGGCAGUGGCUGCAGUGCGGCGGCAGUGCCAAGAGGAGGUGGCUUCCCUGCAAGCCAUCCUGAAAGACUCCAUCAGCAGCUACGAGACCCAGAUUGCGGCCCUGAAGCAGGAGCAGCAGCAGCAGCAGCAGGACUGUGAGGAGAAGGAGCGAGAGCUGGGCCACCUCAAGCAGCUGCUGGCCCGGGCCCACCCCUUGGACUCCUUGGAGAAGCAGAUGGAAAAGGCACACGAGGACUCAGAGAAGCUUCGAGAAAUUGUGCUGCCCAUGGAGCAGGAGAUUGCUGAGUUGAAGGCAAAGCUGCUAAAGGCAGAGGAGCUGAUCCAAGAAAUCCAGAGACGACCCCGGCUGGCCACUUCCCUGCAUGGCUCCACAGAGUUGCUGCCACUGUCAAGGAACCCUUCACCCCCACUGGAGCCCCUGGAGGAGCCAAGUGGAGAUGCAGGUCCAGCAGCCGAAGCCUUCGCCCACAACUGUGAUGACAGUGCCUCUAUCUCUUCCUUCUCCCUUGGUGGAGCAGGCAGCAGUGCUUCAUUGCCCCGGGGCCGCCAAGGCCUAAGCCCUGAGCAAGAAGACACAGCCUCUCUCGUGUCCACAGGCACCCUUGUCCCUGAGGGCAUCUACCUGCCCCCUCCUGGGUACCAGCUUGUCCCAGAUACCCAAUGGGAGCAGCUGCAGGUGGAGGGGCAGCAGCUACAGAAAGACCUGGAAAGUGUCAGCCGUGAGCGGGAUGAGCUUCAAGAGGGAUUGAGACGGAGCAAUGAAGACUGUGCCAAGCAGAUGCAGGUGCUCCUGGCCCAGGUCGAGAACUCGGAGCAGCUGCUUCGAACCCUGCAGGGGACGGUGAGCCAGGCCCAGGAGCGUGUACAACUGCAGAUGGCAGAGCUAGCUACUUCUCACAAAUGCCUGUGUCAUGAGGUUAAGCGGCUAAAUGAAGAAAACCAAGGGCUCCGGGCAGAGCAGCUACCAGCGAUCCAGGGCCCCCAGCAGCACAAGGUCGAGGACGAGGCACUGCCCAACUCUGUGCAGGAGUUGCAACAGCUGGUACAGCGCACUCAGCAGCAGGCACAGGCCAGGCAACAGGCACAGGAACAUGAGGCCGAGCGCCUGCGCAUUGAGAUCGUGAAGCUGCGGGAGGCACUGGAAGAGGAAACAGCAGCCAGAGCUAGCCUGGAGGGACAGCUGAGGGUCCAGCGUGAGGAGACAGAGGUCCUAGAGGCCUCCCUGUGCAGCCUGAGGAUAGAGAUGGAACGAGUCCAGCAGGAGCAGAGCAAGGCCCAGCUUACAGACCUCCUCUCCGAACAGAGGGCCAAAGCACUUCGGCUACAGGCUGAGCUAGAGACCAGUGAACAGGUGCAGAGGGACUUUGUACGGCUGUCCCAGGCCCUGCAGGUACGCCUGGAGCGGAUCCGCCAAGCAGAGACUCUAGAGCAAGUGCAUAGCAUCUUGGAUGAGGCACCUCUCAGGGACAUUAGGGACAUAAAGGACUCCUGAGGGGCCCCUCGAGGAGGCACCCCAGCCGUGCUCCCUCUUGCUGGAAAAGCUGGCCCUUCUGCACCAUAACUGUGAGGUGGGGACUGUAAGGCCUCAGGAUGGAGCCUACCCAUUCCAAACCUAGAUGGCCAGCACUUCUAAUCAAGGUGGCUGGGCCUUCUGUUCUCAGGGAUGACACCUGGGUGAGGACCCAGCCCCCUCCCAGAACUGAAGGUGCAGGCUGAGCCUGUAACUUCCAGACUGCUGUGCUGCCUCAUAGAUUCAGCCCUCCCACCUUGCCACCUCCAAUUGACAGCUAGUCCAGUCCUGAGGCACAGUCCAGUGUGUGGUGGCUAGAAGCUAUUGGCAGCAGUGGGUUUCUUACACAAGGGCCUUAGGGUAGGCAGCUGCUUUCUGGAUUGAAUGACACUAAGAUAUUUGUCCACAGGUGCCUGGUAUAGGCCCCAAGACACAUGAGGCAAGGCUCAUUUAUUUUGUCAUUUAUUUUCAAUAAAUAAGCAGCUCAGCUCA
This is a messenger RNA of Nannospalax galili (Upper Galilee mountains blind mole rat), 2208 nucleotides long. RefSeq names its product rabaptin, RAB GTPase binding effector protein 2 (gene Rabep2). Gene Ontology annotation, molecular function: growth factor activity; GTPase activator activity. Lineage: Eukaryota; Metazoa; Chordata; Mammalia; Rodentia; Spalacidae. Gene Ontology annotation, cellular component: intracellular membrane-bounded organelle. The transcript has 13 exons. Gene Ontology annotation, biological process: endocytosis. The record is from RefSeq and is a predicted model, not a curated record. Bases 1 to 1698 code for a protein of 565 amino acids.